Lachancea lanzarotensis is the source of this 471-nucleotide messenger RNA. RefSeq names its product LALA0S13e00232g1_1 (gene RPO26). NCBI's taxonomy places the organism in Eukaryota, Fungi, Ascomycota, Saccharomycetes, Saccharomycetales, Saccharomycetaceae. The record is from RefSeq and is a predicted model, not a curated record. Gene Ontology annotation, molecular function: DNA-directed RNA polymerase activity; DNA binding. The coding region runs from base 1 to 471 and encodes 156 amino acids. Gene Ontology annotation, cellular component: RNA polymerase III complex; nucleus; RNA polymerase I complex. Gene Ontology annotation, biological process: DNA-templated transcription. The transcript has 2 exons.
AUGUCAGAUUACGAGGAAGCGUUCAACGACGGACCAGAACACUUUGAGGACUUCGACAACGAUCACUUUUCGGAUGCCGAAGUUUACGAUGCACCAGAGGCAUUCAAAGAUGGCGAGACAAAGGACGAAAAUGGGAAAACCAUCAUUGCAGGAGGAUUGAAUGCCGAUGACUUCCAGCAGCAGCAAGAAAGCAACAGAAGAAGAACACUGAGAGAAAAGGCCAUUCCCAAAGACGAAAGAACCACAACUCCAUACAUGACGAAAUACGAAAGAGCUCGUAUUUUGGGUACCAGGGCAUUGCAAAUCUCGAUGAACGCCCCAGUAUUCGUUGAUCUCGAAGGUGAGACAGACCCGUUGAGAAUCGCGAUGAAAGAACUGGCAGAGAAGAAAAUACCUUUGGUCAUAAGGAGAUACCUUCCAGACGGUUCUUUCGAGGACUGGAGUGUGGAGGAACUCAUUGUCGACCUGUGA